Messenger RNA from Emericellopsis atlantica, 1540 nucleotides. RefSeq lists its product as uncharacterized. The record is from RefSeq and is a predicted model, not a curated record. NCBI's taxonomy places the organism in Eukaryota, Fungi, Ascomycota, Sordariomycetes, Hypocreales, Bionectriaceae. The coding region runs from base 418 to 1419 and encodes 333 amino acids. The transcript has 2 exons.
CAUUUUGAUUUCCUGCUCUUCCUUCAUGGUCCGGCAUUCACUUGCCUGCGAUCUUGCUCCUUCCUUCACCGCCGAGGCAGGCAAGUCCCAACCUUGCGUACUACUAGUACAAUACCACCUCGCCAAACAAGUCACAUGUCACCGGCACAUACAACCCUUGAUGAAUGCUUUCAAAUUCAACCAGAUACUUCACAAAGCUCCCUCCAGUCGCCACCAAGAUACGCUGUGCGCCGCGACUACACGAACACUUUCUACAGCAGCAGACUUGCAUCGUUCUGGACUCUCUGACGAAGAAGCAGCGGCAUCGUCGGGAAGAGCCUAUAGUGCUAUACCAUUGCCGUGUGUUAAAACGAGCACUCAAUUCCCGCGACGCCUCGAGCCAUCGACCAGAGGCCGAAAAGGCAGCAGCAUCUGACCAUGACUUUUGACCCGGAUGAGUUGACCAGGAGACUUUACGAAGUCAAGGCGCAGCAAGAGCUCAAAGCAGCUAGGAAGACGAAGCUGGGCUUGAACAUUGGAGAGCGUGGCCUCGAGGCGAAAGAGCGGAUUUCUCGCGAGUUCAAUUCGCGACAAUCGACGGCCGAUCACUGGAGAGCAGCACCCAAGCAGCCUCGAAACCGAGAAUCAGGCGAACAAGACGCAUCCGAGGCCUGGUCCAGACGAUGGAGCGCGGGCCAACGCGAAAGACACCCCUGCCCCAAAAACGAUGGGCCGAAUGACCCGAAAUCCUAUCACCACACGCCACAAGUCGCUGCGGCGCAAUUUGAGAGAACAACGGCCGUGGAGCAGGUCGAGGGCAUGAACAUACACAGGCUCUCUCAUCCGGCGGUGCGAUUUCACAUUGGUGGCCCACAUGGUGAAGCGGCGCAGGACCAAGCAAGCGAUCCUCGCGAUAUUGUUCAGCGGUUGCAAAGGGUCCGCAGCCAGCGAGACCGGGAAUAUGCGCGCAAUCAGUUCCAAACCCCACAGAGCCUUGAAGAGGUCGACGGUUUUGGCGGGUGCCGCCAUCAGCAACGGCAUACCCUCGACACAUAUCCUGAAGGGCAGACGACACGUUCGUCAAUCUUUCCACCGUCUGAUACAGUCAGAGACAUGAUGGGUACUUCCAAUCAUGUCGAGCAUCGUGAUGACGAAGAACUUGCCUCCAAUGGGCGUACGUCGGGCGCAGGGCCGAGGGACACGCGGCAGGACUGGACGCAAAGCGAUGAAGUGCGCGAGAAGCAGACGAUGAAUGCUGCGCCGCCAAAGAUCCGCAAAGCCGCAUCGAAAUGGAGACUGAGACUGAGCGGGCACCACAAGAGCAGAGAAGAAGACGAUGAUCCUCCGCUGCCGGGCAUCAUGUCCCCUGAAGAGUCUGAGAAAGCACCAAAGGGCUUGAAGUCUCCCAUAUCUGGUUUCUUUUUGCGUCUGAAGCGUUAGAUCAAUCACACAUGUCAAUGGGAAGAACCCACAUUGUGCCACAAUUCGAAUCGGGGAGUGCGUGCGCCGGGUAGUGUGUCGAAAGCGAUUUCGUUCUAUACAGUACUGCAUCUUCCUCUCA